Messenger RNA from Lachancea meyersii CBS 8951, 969 nucleotides. NCBI's taxonomy places the organism in Eukaryota, Fungi, Ascomycota, Saccharomycetes, Saccharomycetales, Saccharomycetaceae. The record is from the annotation of a GenBank genome assembly.
AUGCUGGAGCCGCUGCUGUUUUUUGGUAAACUGGCAUUUCGACUGCCGUAUGCUUUUGGGAAAAGCUGGAUCAGUGGGAAACACCAUGAAUUCGGCAUCUUGAAAUGGAUUACUGUUGUCUUCUUGAUGGAAAGUGCUAACAGUCUGGACCAUUUGACUAUGAAGUACGUGGUAAAUCCAGCUCUAGCUGUCAUAAACCGUAUCGGGUUCUGGUGGCUGGGGGCUGCACAACGCCAAGGCUUGCUACGAUGGAUUUUCCGCGAACCAAACGCACCAGUAUUGAUGUACGUCCACGGUGGAGGGAUGUGUCUAGACAUGCUUCCAUACAGCUUGGCAUAUUUGCGGCAUUUGAAAAAAGAGGUCGGUAAUUUGUCCCUUGCGUACGUGGAUUAUUCUCUAUGUGAGCGUUAUCCCAAGGCCGUUGACGAAGUAUGGAAUGAAUACCAAAAACUGGUUUCGCAAGGCCAUCAAGUGUGGCUACUGGGCGAUUCUGCGGGCGGAAACCUAUGUCUGAACGUGCUGCAAAAAUGUGUUGCCGAAAAGACUGUUUUGCCGGAAAAAUGCCUAACUGUUAGUCCCUGGCUUAAUGUGACGAAAACUGAAUCGUACGUCCCGCGUUCGGAAAGUAUCGAUUUCCUGACCUGGAACCAGCUGGCAAUGUUCAAGAACGUAUACGCGCCCAAUGGUGAUUAUACAGACCCAUACUUGAAUCUGGAGACUAACUUCGAGCCCGAUAUUUGGACCAAAGUCCUCGAGUCAACCAAACUGCUCAUUGUGUGCGGAGAGGACGAAAUACUGUAUCCAGAAAUCUCUCGGUUCGCACAGAAGCUCCGCAAAAUUGAUGCAAGCGGGAUCAAACUUGUUUCGCAGCCACGAGGCGUCCACUGUGGCACCAUGAUGUUCGAUCUAGGAGCCCCACAGGACGAGCGACCCUGUUUGCAAGAAGCCGUGAAUUUCUUGCGACAGUGA